AUGAUUUAAUCAAGUCAAGUUAGUUAAUUUGGCUACUCAAUAGCAUAAGCAGGAGGUACGGGUCAGCAUGGGUUAACUCAAGGCGAUGAUAGCUAGUCAAACACAAACAUAGGAGGUAAUCCUUUAUCCAACAGUGGAGGAGGUACCACAAAUAAUUUAGCUAAUUCUUAUAGGACACCUAACCUUUCUCUUAAUCCUUCAUCAUCUGAAUAGUACCCUUACAAUACUAGUAUUUUAGGAUAAAAUCAAAAUUCUAAUAAUAUGCAAAGAAAUUAUAAAAAUGUACCAUAGCCUAUUCCUAUCAGCGGAGAUCUAAUAUAGGACGAUUAAAAUGCUAUAAGAAAUAAUAUAAAUUCAUAGAGAAUUGCCUUUAAAUCAGACUCUCAUAUAAAUCCUUAUUCUUCAACUAAAAUUAAUUAAGGUAGUUAUGUUACAUAGAAUCCAUCUGUAGCACCAUAGCAGUAGGCAUUUUUAUAAAGCAGUGGAGGAGCAGAACAAAUUUAACCAGGAUUAAAAACAUCUUUAAGCAAUAUACCAGGAAGCUAAAGGGAAAUCCUACAAACAAAUUCAUCAUUAAACCUCAGCAAUGAGCUUGACAAUAACACCAAAUUAAAAAUUUGUUCUUAUUCAUUUAUCCCAAACAAUGAUUAGCAAGAAAAGGUUUUACAUAUUAAAGGAGGUAUUAUGGUUGACGAAAAAGUUAUUUUGACUGAAAAUAACGAAGACUACUUAGUGCAUUAAAACUUUUCUUAGUACAUAGAUUGCCAACUUAUUUAAAAAUUAUCAAUUAAUUGUGGUGAUGGAGUUUAGCCUAUUGAUAUAAUAGAGAUUCCAAUUAAAAAAAAAGAAGGUGAAACAUAAUUUUCCGAUUUAGUGAAUCAAUUUAAGAAGGGAAAUGCAAAUUCUUAUGAAAUAGCUUAAAGCCUUGAGUAGUAUUAAUAUCUUGUAAAUAGCUAGAUGCUCCAUAACAAUAGUAGUUAAUACCAAUAAAAUUUAUUAAAUAACUCAAAUAAAAGCGAAAAUAUUGAUUGCAGUCAUUUAUAAAGUUAAAGUUUUGCUAAUUAGUAAUCUAAUUCUUCCUAGAUCAAAUAAGAAUAUGGAGGAAAUCAAAAAUCUAAUACUGGUCUAAUUACAUUGCAAAAAUAGCAUAGUUAGAAUUACUCUCCUUUUCAAGUGUAGAAUGGUGCUUAAAUGAUAGGUCAAGGUUUUAGCUAAAAGCAAAACAAUUCUUUCAGUAAUCCAGCUACUAGUGAAAUUUAUUAGUAGCAAUUAAGCUAAUAAAAAGAAGAAAAUAAUUCAUUAAACCCUAUUGUUGGGAAAAAAAAUAACUAGAACCAGUAACAAUAAUAGUAUUAAAAUUAAACUAAAAUUGAAUUAGGUACUGAAUUGAAUAGAAGCAACUCAGGAGGUAAUAAAUCAAAGCAAUUAUAGCAGUAAAAUCUUUCUGAUGGAGCAAUAAAUCAAGAAUAAUCUGAAAGCAAUUUUAGUGAUUAAGAUUUAGAAAAGUUACAAAGAGAAUCUAUAAACAAUAUUUUACUGAGACACAAAUCAGAUUACUUUUCAUAUGUGGUAGUUUUUAAAAGCUAAAGCGAAGGUUUGGAAUCUCAACAACAACAAAACAACUAAAAUUAUAUUGGAUAAACUAGAAACUAAUAAUUCAAAGAGGACAAAAUGGUUAUCGGGCAUGCCAAAAAGUUUUUGAAUUUGUUAAGCCAAGAUGAUGAUUUGCUUUUAGCGGGUAAAAUGAUUCGCGAAAAAAAAUUGUGUAUAUUUUUAACAAAGCUGAAUAAAGAAAAUUACUUUGAGUACUUAAAAUAGCGUAUAAAUACUGAAUUAUAAAAUAGCAGUGGUUUUUCAUAAUAAUUUCCAUUUACUUGCAUAAGUAGCCUAGACCAUGUAUUUAAACCAACUGUUUCUUAUGUAAAUAUUAAAAAUUCUACUAAAUCUAAUUCUCAAGCUGCUGAUGAAAAAAGUUAAAAUCCUGAAAAUCAUUUGAAUUCUUCAACUUCUUCUUCAACUAUUCAAUAGCAACUAUAGCAGCAGCAAUAACAACAAUAAUAAUUAUAAUCAUAGCAGUCAAAUUUAAAUAAAGGUUAGCAUAGAGAAUAGCUAGUCAAUAGCAGCAGAUGUCCGUUUGCGAAUUAAUUUGAAAAUAAAAUAGAAGUCAAAACAUAUAAGUAAAUGGAUGUGAUAACAUUAGAUAAUUUUUUAUUCAAAGUCGAUAUAGAUGUAAUAGAAGAAUAAACUGCAUAUUUUAAAAUAAUAAUAUUUAAAUACAUAAUUACUGAUUCGCAUAUAUAAGAGUUAGAGAAUAAUAGAGGAACAUCAAUUAAUAAAUAAACUACUUCUUUAAAUCAAAGUGGUGGAGGAACUCCCUUUUAGCGUAGACCAAAUAAAAGACCAUCAUUGAAAUAAUAACAAACUUUCAGUGAAACAGCUAAACUUAGUAGAGAUAAAAGCGUUUCAAUGGGGGAUGAUAAAUAAAGAAGUCAAACAUUUAUGAAUAACUCUACUUCGAGCUUAAAGAAUAUUCCUCAUACAGCUUCCUCUACUCAAGAUGUCUUUAAUCCUAAGAAUAUGUAAUAUGAAACAAACUCAGAAAAGUUUAUUAUUAAAUUUUAUCCAUAAUAAAGUUAAAAUUUAUCUAAAAAUAUUUCUGAAAACUAUUAAGCAAGUAAUAAAGCUUCUGGGGAGUCAUCUACUAGAAACAAAUCAAGCAAAACGAACUUAAAUAAAGAAUAAAUUACAUUUAAUGACCAAGUUUAAUUAGCUUAACAAGAUGUAUAGUAGCAGAAUUAAAACUAAGAUUUAAUUGAUGAAGAUUAUCUUGAGAGACAAUUUAAAUAUUACAAUCCAACUUUCGAUAACAAUUAAGCAGAAAAUUUUGGUGAAUAAUAAAAUAAUCUGUAAUUUAAUGGCUAAAAUAGCAUACAAGAAUUUUAAUAGCACAGUCAAUAGGGAUUUAACAUGUUUGGAAAGGAAUAAAAUUCCUAAUAAGAAUUAUAACCAAAUAAUAUUAAAAUCUAAAUCAAAUAAAAUCAAGGGUAAUAACCUGCUCAAUUUUAAAUAUAAGGACCGUAAUAAAAUUAGUCAAACUAAAUUUAAAAGCAAUAAAUGCAGUAAUAGAUUUUGAAGAUAGAAAUACCUAAGCUAAAUCAAAGCUCAGAACCAGUUACUUAAAAUGAUAAAAAGACAGAAAAUGAGAGUAAUAUUUUUAAAUUAGUUAGACCUAAUCCUCUUAAUAAUUCUCAGCCAAUAAUACCCUAAGAAGAGUAAGUUUAAAAUGAAAAAGGUAAAAAAAAGCCAUAGCAGAGAGCAAGUAAAAAAAAGUAAGAUGACGAUGCUGAGGAACAGUAGAACACUCCAGCAGCUAAAACAAAAAGAAUUAAAAAAGAUACAAGUGCAAGUGAAGAAAAUAAAAAGGAUUAAGUAGAUGCAUAAAAUAAAGAAAAGAAGCAAACAAAAAGAACUAAAAAGCAAAAAGAAUCUGAUAAAUAAGACAAAUAAGAGAGCGAAGGAGAUAAAGGUGACGAUCUCUAGUUAAAUAAAAAGUAAAAUGAUAUAGUUAGUUUGAAGAAUAUUACUAUGUCUUAAGAGUAGCUUGAAUAAUAACAUUCAAGCUAAUUUGAUUCUUAAAAAAUGGUUAACAAUCUAUCUUAAGCAAAUAUAUAAGCUUAUUAAGCUCCAUAGUAGCAACAGCCUUAAUAAAAAUAAAUAUCCUAACAUCCUUACAAUUAAUAAGCUUAAAUUUAACAAUAGCCAGGAUAUAAUAUAAGCUAAUAGAGCAUUUAAAUGGCUUAGUAACAAAAUAUAUAAUAAUAAAAAUAACCAUUUAGUUAUCAAUUGAAUCAAUAGUAAAACCAAACGUAUCAACAAUAUUAACAAUAAAAUGUAUAAUAAUAGAACCCAAAUCAUUUAUAGAUGUAUUAUAAUUAAAAUGGUUAAUAAAUACCAUAACAAUAAAUGCAACAAGGUUAAUAUAUAAACAUAAAUGGGUAAUUAUACUAAUAAAAUUAUAUGUAAUCUCCUCAUUUAAAUUAUUCACCUUAACUUACUAAUUCACCUUAUUUGCAGAGUUAAAAAAUACCAAACUACUCUCCUUCUCCAAAUCUUAUAGCUUAAAAUACAUCUUAAUCUGCUCCAAAUUUACCUCCUUUAGAUCUUAAUUCAACUAACAAUAUUAACACUAUGUAUUAAUAGUAUAAAUAAUUUUAGAAUUUCUCAAAUUAGCCAAGCUAAUAAAAGUAGUAAAAUCCAUUUUAAAUUCCUCAAGCUAAAUCAUAACCAGUAGUAACACCACAUGUAUAAUCUUAAGAAGUAAUUUAAACGCCAGUACCUACAGUAAAUGAGUAGCAAAAGUAGGAAUCUUCUAAAAUCUAAGUUGAAAACUAAAAUUAAAUUCAAGAAGAAUAAUAACAGGAUUCUAAGUAAAAAAAGGGCAAAAAAAGAGAGCCAAAAUAAAAAAAAUAGCCAGCAAACAAAUCGCCUUCAAAAAAUAGUUAGGAAGAUGACUUAAAUGAUAACUACUAAGAAGAAGACUUAAAAAAAUAGCAGGCACCACAAAAGUAGAAAAGAAUUGCAAAAAACAAAAAAAAUGAAGUCUAGUAAUCUGUAGCAGACGAAAAAGAAAAAGAAGAAAAACCAGUAAAAAAAUAAUAUUAAAGAAAAUCGAAGGCAGCUCAAAACAAACCUGAGUAAGAGGAUGUAAAAGAAUAAAAUAAUUCUCUUAAUGUUAAAUAAAGCCUUAAUUAACAGGAUAAUAAUUUGUAAAUAAAUUAAGAUGAAGACGCUUAAAAUUAAUAAAAACCCAAGUAAGUGGAUUAACCUUUACCUCCUAAAAUUCCAAAUAGCAGCGCUGUUCCAAACCACCCUAUUCAUGACUCACCUUACUAACAACAACAACAACAUCAACAAUAAUAAUAAUAAAUUUACUAUUAGUAACCUUAGUAUUAUCCAUAUUAGCACACCCACGAUAAUUACUAUGAUCAAGAAUAUUAUAACACCCACAAUUACUAAUACUCUCAAUAUUAGAAUCCUGAGAUUUCUCAUCAUAACAAUUAACAGCACUAACUUUAAUAAUAAGGACAUACUUAAAACUAAUAAUACCAAUAUAUGAAUAAUGACUAUUUCAAUUAACAAAAUUAUAAUUACUAUUAUCAACAAAAUGAGCUUCACCACAAUAUUAACUCCUAACAAUCUUAAAAUGAAAUUAAUAAUGCCUCUAAUCUGUCAAAUCAAGUAGAACAAAGCUAAAAUGAGGGGAAAAAUACAAAAAAGGCCAAAAAUACCCAACCAAAGCAAAAAGCAGCUUCUUCAAAAGGGACAACAAAAAAUGGAAACUCUUAAAAAACUGAAUAAAAAUGA
Molecule: messenger RNA, 5364 nt
Organism: Tetrahymena thermophila SB210
Lineage: Eukaryota; Ciliophora; Oligohymenophorea; Hymenostomatida; Tetrahymenidae
Exons: 1
Source: RefSeq, a predicted model, not a curated record